CAUUCAACGUCUGACUGCGUUCAAGCAAGAGGGCCUAGACAUAAAAGUGUACGAUCUGGAAGGAUAUUCCUCUGAGCGGGGAGAGAUGGGUGUCGUUGUUGUUGUUGUUGUUGAACAUCGUGCAGUCAACUCUGGUCUAGGUCCUGGUGUGGUUCGGACGUUAGUCAAUCAUCUGAGGGUGUCAACAAAUGUUGUGGUACACCGAGGAUAAAUGGUGAAUGACGAGUUUCCGUGGCAGGGAUGGAUGUUCAUGGGAUCACGCUAACCCUUAUGCUACAAAGUUAGCUACAGUCUCAUAUGCAUGUCUGUCGCAUGAUAUCCAAAUACCCCUUUUCAUCUCCCACUAUGGACGACAUCAAGCUCUACUUGAAGCCUCGCCCGGUCCACCCUAAGUUUGGCGACCGUCCAUGGAUGCUGUUAAAUUCAGAUUUCCCAUAUGGUCCUUUCUGCUCAGCAUGGGGAACAAUUCCUCCUGACGCAACCGAAGUUUAUACAAUCCACUCACAUUCCUUAACUGCCGCUCUCACCAAGCUCGAAGAAAUUCUCCCAAAACUACGCAAGUCAAAUACAGAGAUCUCACGUAUCCAGGCGUCUGCUCCUACAAGCCCUUUCCGUGCUAUGUUUUGGGACGGUUUUGAGAUUGUCAUACCGGCCCAGGAUUUUCUCGCCGAUUGCCAGUACCAGACCGUCAAGCUUGUGUAUGGCGACAAGACACCCCCUAAACCUACCUGGUACCGCAAGCAUACCCCCCAGUUUUGGAAGCUUAUGGAAGAUGCCAUAUUUCCGCUGCGUCAAGAUGUCGAGCUCAUCGAGCUUGAUCUUCAGCGGCUCCUAUGGACGAGCAUUCUUCUUCUGCUGACGCAAAAUAUUAGGAUUACAUGGGGAUCCAUGAUCACGGGCGUCCAAGAAUAUAUAUCCGGUCUCUGGUAGCGAGUCGACAGCCAGUACGAGCACGACGUCUUCGGCGUCUGACAAUCAAGAGCAUUCAGCAACGAACAGUGUGGUCUUAUCUCCGAGUGGUCGAUCUACAAAGCCAUU
This is a messenger RNA of Desarmillaria tabescens, 1038 nucleotides long. RefSeq lists its product as uncharacterized. Lineage: Eukaryota; Fungi; Basidiomycota; Agaricomycetes; Agaricales; Physalacriaceae. Bases 298 to 930 code for a protein of 210 amino acids. The transcript has 4 exons. The record is from RefSeq and is a predicted model, not a curated record.